AAUACUCCAUCCGAAACAACCCCGCUCCAACCCAAACCAAACGAAGCUUCUCCGCGCCCCCGUCCAGCCCUCGAACCCAUCAUAAACCCACCCCAACCAAAUCCAAGAGACAAAAUGUCCCAAGCCUACGAGCGCGAACAACAGAACAACGCGCACCUCUCCGACCUCGCCUCGAAAGUCUCCGCUUUACGCGGCGUAACAAUCGAUAUCUAUGAUAGUGCAAGGGACCAGGGGGUUAUUGAUUCCACGAGCGAGACGUUCUCCUCCCUCAGCACCUCACUCCGCGGAUCCGCAACGCGAUUAACCCGGAUGGCAGCGUCUGGGAACCGGGUUGCGGUGUUGAAGUUAGCUGGGAUGCUGAUAGGGGGGGUUGUUGUGAUAUAUUGGGUGGGGAGUUUUUUCUUUUAGGGUUGGGCUAUUAUUUUGAGAGGGGAUGUUUCAGGUUGAGGUUCCAUAAUAUACUAGGGGGCGUUGCGGUGUACCAUAUUUAUCAAAUUUCAUCACGAUCAUGCAUGUCACAAACAA
Dothidotthia symphoricarpi CBS 119687 is the source of this 525-nucleotide messenger RNA. RefSeq lists its product as uncharacterized. The record is from RefSeq and is a predicted model, not a curated record. NCBI's taxonomy places the organism in Eukaryota, Fungi, Ascomycota, Dothideomycetes, Pleosporales, Dothidotthiaceae. Bases 115 to 408 code for a protein of 97 amino acids. Gene Ontology annotation, biological process: intra-Golgi vesicle-mediated transport. The transcript is spliced from 3 exons.